AUGGCUCACCAGUUUGAACCUCUGAAAAAUGAUCUGAUCAUCAGAACCGCAUGGGGCCAAAAGGUUGAGAGACCCCCAAUGUGGGUGAUGCGUCAAGCUGGACGAUAUCUCCCCGAAUACCAUGAAGCCAAGGGCAAGAACGACUUUUUCGAAUGCUGCCGCUCCCCAGAAAUCGCAUCCACCUUGACUCUACAGCCCAUCGAGAGAUUCGCAGGCCUCAUUGAUGCGGCUAUCAUCUUCUCGGAUAUCUUGGUCAUCCCUCAAGCAUUAGGCAUGACUGUGGAGAUGGUUGAUAAGAUAGGACCGCAUUUCCCAGAACCUCUCAAAUCGCCCGAUGACGGACAAUAUCAAAAAGUUUUGCAAAAGAAGGUUGAUGUUGCGGCAGAGCUGGAUUAUGUUUAUAAGGCUAUUACAAUGGCGAGGCAUAAGUUGAAGGGUCGAGUCCCGCUGUUUGGAUUCUGUGGUGCGCCUUGGACGCUACUAUGUUACAUGGUUGAGGGUGGUGGGAGUAAGCUGUUCAUCCAGACCAAGACUUGGAUCUAUAGAUAUCCACAAGCAAGCAAGGACCUUUUACAAAAAAUUGCUGAGGUCUGUGUGGAGUAUUUGGCGUUGCAAGUUCAAGCAGGUGCUCAGAUCGUACAAGUAUUUGACUCUUGGGCGGCUGAAUUAUCACCAGCUGCGUUCAAGGAGUUCUCGCAACCAUACUUAGCAUACAUAUCCGAGAACCUCCCAAAACGACUGAAGGAGAAGAACUUAGAUCCUGUUCCAAUGGUCGUCUUUGCAAAGGGAGCAUGGUAUGCAUUGGAUUCUCUCUGCGACCUGGGCUACCAAGUCGUUGGUUUGGAUUGGCUGCAAGAUCCUGCGGAGGCUGUUAAGAUCAGAGGGAACAGACCUGUUGUGCUCCAAGGCAAUGCUGAUCCAGGAAUCCUCUACGGAACAAGAGAGAAUAUCACCAAGGUAUUAACGCAUAUGAUUGCUGGGUUCGGUGGAGGAAAACAAGGCUGGAUCUCUAAUUUGGGUCAUGGAAUCACACCUGGUGUCAAACCUGAUGACUUGAAGUUCUAUUUCGAGGAGAUCCAUCGCUUAACCAAAAGUUAA
Messenger RNA from Lachnellula hyalina, 1098 nucleotides. It is a transcript of the gene hem12, whose product is annotated as Uroporphyrinogen decarboxylase. Gene Ontology annotation, biological process: heme biosynthetic process. Gene Ontology annotation, molecular function: uroporphyrinogen decarboxylase activity. NCBI's taxonomy places the organism in Eukaryota, Fungi, Ascomycota, Leotiomycetes, Helotiales, Lachnaceae. Gene Ontology annotation, cellular component: cytosol. The record is from RefSeq and is a predicted model, not a curated record. The transcript is spliced from 5 exons. The coding region runs from base 1 to 1098 and encodes 365 amino acids.